Messenger RNA from Cotesia glomerata, 2752 nucleotides. Its product is annotated as RNA-binding protein 28. Bases 359 to 2725 code for a protein of 788 amino acids. The record is from RefSeq and is a predicted model, not a curated record. Gene Ontology annotation, molecular function: RNA binding. Lineage: Eukaryota; Metazoa; Arthropoda; Insecta; Hymenoptera; Braconidae. The transcript has 8 exons.
CAAUCACAACACGAAUAAAUUGGUUUCACAUACAUUCCAUCUCAAUUUUAUUAUGGGACUAUUUAAAGACUUUUAAGCACAUGGUUUUUAGUUUCUUGUAGGUUAAAAACGGCUACCUCGAAAAUCGUGUUUUCUUUAUAAAUACAAAUUUGUGAAGUGUCUGACAUUUGUUUGUGUGAAUAAUAAAUAAAUUAUUUUUGUAUUCAAAAACUUUUAUUUUCAUAUAUAUAUGUGAUAUUGAUGUACAAGUAUAAGUACUAUUAUUGUAGUCAGUUUUGUUAAUUGAUUGUCUUUUUACAACACAGGUUAUUCCUGCAAAUGACUCUGAGCUGAAGAUUUAAAUAUUUUUUAAAUAAAAAUGAAAGCUAUGAAAAAAAUGGAUGGUCCGAGAAAAGAUCGUAAACAAUUAUCGUGGGCUUAUCGAAAUAAAAAAAAACAAGGAAAAGUUGUUAAAAAAGAAUCAAAUAACAAUGAUAAUGUUCAAGUACAGAAUAAAAAAGCCAGAAUAAUUGUUAGAAAUUUAUCAUUCAAGGUUACAGAGGAUGACAUUAGAAAAUUUUAUUCGUCUUUUGGAGAAAUUGAACAAAUAGAUUUAUUAAGAAAACCGGACGGUAAACUUGUAGGGUGUGGUUUUAUCCAAUUCAAAAGGCUAGAAGAUGCAUCGAAAGCUAUUUUUAAAACGAAUAAAAAAGAAUUCUUUGGAAGACCAAUAACCAGUACGUGGGCUAUUGAAAAGUCUAAAUUCGUUGAGAAACUUCAACAAAAUGAAAAUAACAAUGAAAAAGAUCAAGAAACUCCCACAACUACGGAAGAACCAAGUGCAGAUAAUGAUGAUUUCAUUAAAUUGGAUGAUUCUGAUAAAAGUAAAUCGAAUUUUAAAAAACCGAUAAAAAUUAAAAAGAAAUUAACGACUGAAGAAAGAAAAGAAUUAAAAUUAAAACAAAGAAAAAAACGAUCUAGAAUCGUAGUGAGAAAUUUAUCUUUUAAAGCUGAUGAAAAAACAAUUAAAGAGCAUUUUCAACAAUAUGGUACCAUUGAAGAAAUCAACAUGUUGAAAAAAGAUGGGAAAUUUACUGGUUGUGCUUUCAUACAAUUUGAUCAUGUUCAAAGUGCUAGAAAAGCUGUUUUUCACGCUAAUAUGAAACCCAUUUGCGAUAGGCCAGUUAUUGUAGAUUUAGCUUUAGCUAAAUCAAAAUUUCAAAAAAAGUCUGAGAUUAAAGAAGAACCUAAGGAUAUUAAAGAAGAAGAAAUUGAUGAUAGUAAAGACACUAAAGAAAGAGAUAGCGUUUCUAACGAAAAUGUUUUAAGUGAUGAUGAAAAUGAAGAUGAAGAUAAUGAUGAUGAUGAUAAUGAUGAUGAUGAUAAUGAUGAAGAAGAUGACGACAAUGAUGAAGAUGAUGACGAAGAAACAGAUAAUGAUGAUGAUGAUGAUUAUGACUUAAAAAGUGAAGAAGAUGAAGAUCAGAAUAAAAAUUGUAUAAAAAAAGAAGAUGAAGAAUCUGAAAAACCACGACCUCGUGUACUUUCUCAUGAUAUUCCUGAGGGCAAAACCGUUUUUCUAAAGAAUGUUCCGUUUUCCGUGAAAAAUGAUGAAUUACGAAAGUGUAUGGAACAGUUUGGUCCAGUCUAUUAUGCACUAGUUUGUAUAGAUUCUUUGACAGAACAUUCUAAAGGCACAGCAUUCGUCAAAUUUGUCAAUGUUGAAGAUGCAGAAAAAUGCUUAUCAGCUGGCACAGAGUUACGUUUACACAAUCAAGUACUUGAUCCUCACCGAGCUUUAGAUCGAAAUGAACUUGCCAACGGAAAUUCAUUGAAAUCUCGAAAAAUUAAAGAUUCGAGAAAUUUAUAUUUAGUAAAAGAAGGUGUUAUUAUGGCUGGUAGUCCAGCAGCACAGGGUGUUUCUGCAGCAGAUAUGAAAAAACGUUUAGAACUAGAGCAAUGGAAAUCUCAAAUGCUUCGUAAUUUAACGAUGUUUGUAUCAAGAGUAAGAUUAAUUGUUCAUAACUUACCUCCGAAUCUCGAAGAUUCAACUCUUAAGACAAUAUUUCUAAAACAUGCUGGACCUAAAGCAUUUAUAACUGAAGCGAGAAUAAUGCGUCAUCUUAACAAUAAAAACAGCGAAAUGAAUGGAACGUCGAAAGGAUUUGCAUUUGUAGCUUUUACAAAACAUGAAGAUGCUUUAAGAGCACUUCGGAUGAUUAAUAAUAAUCCAAACAUAUUUUCUAAAUCAAAGAGACCUAUUGUUGCUUUUUCAAUUGAAAGUAAAACAAUUCUUAAUGCAAAAGAACGUCGAAUUAAAAGUAGCCGGGAAAAAAAUCCUUUAUGGAAAGACAACAAGCGAGAUUAUGAUAAUAAAUCUUCUGAUCCUCCAGUUAAACGUUUAAAAAAUAACAAUGAGGAAAAAUUUGAGGACGAGGAUGCACAGAAAUUUUCUGGCAUUAAUAGUAAACCUGGAGCACCUUUAAAAUUACGGGCUAAAUUUAAAUUGAAAGAACAAGCUUUUCGUCACCGCGAACAAUUAAAAACAGAAAAGAAAAAUAAAAAAGCUAAACGACGAAUUAAAGAAAUGAAAACAAAUGAAUCCUUAUCUCGCAAGGAAAUAAAGCCCAAAGUAGGACAGAAGAAACCAACUAUCGAUGAAGCCAAUUUAAGUAAACUUAUCAAUAAUUAUAAAGAUAAAUUGACAUCGAUACCACAAAAUAAAUCGAAGUGGUAUGAUUCGUAAUGAAAAAAAAAUGUAUAUCUACACUUC